This is a messenger RNA of Notothenia coriiceps (black rockcod), 402 nucleotides long. Its product is annotated as scavenger receptor class B member 1-like. Gene Ontology annotation, cellular component: cytoplasm; caveola. NCBI's taxonomy places the organism in Eukaryota, Metazoa, Chordata, Actinopteri, Perciformes, Nototheniidae. The transcript has 5 exons. Bases 4 to 402 code for a protein of 132 amino acids. Gene Ontology annotation, molecular function: lipid binding; scavenger receptor activity; low-density lipoprotein particle binding. Gene Ontology annotation, biological process: plasma lipoprotein particle clearance; cholesterol efflux; cholesterol import. The record is from RefSeq and is a predicted model, not a curated record.
CAGAUGACGGGCGUUCCUCUGAACGUCUCCAUCCGCCUGCAGCUCAACCUCUUCAUGAAGACGGUGUCAGGAAUCACAGAAACUGGCAAGAUCGCUGACGUGGUGAUGCCCAUGAUCUGGUUUGAGGAGAGUGGGUACAUCGACGGCCCGAUCCUCUCCACCUUCCACACCAACCUGGUGGUCCUCCCUGCGGUGAUGGAGUUCAUGCAGUACGGCUUCAUCGCGCUCGGCGUCGCCACCAUCAUCAUCGCCUCGCUGAUGCACCACAAGUUCAAGAGGGCUCGUACAAAUGUGAAAAUGACUUCCGAAGGACUGGACAACCCCGGGGCGUCCUAUAAAGAGUGGGCUAAAGGUGACCAAGACAAAAAGGAGAAAUGUGACAUAAAUAAUGCAGGUGGGUGA